CCACAGCGAACGCAGUGAACGAUGAUCCAGCGAGAUAGGCAAGUACCGACUCCGAUCGGCUCGGGUCCCGAAUGCCUCAGUCUGUGCGGCGAACAGCCGAAUGCAGUUUGCCGCGCCUCGGUUGCACGUCCACAUACAUAUGUAUGCUCGUUCGGCCUCGCCUUGCCUCGUUCGCAUUCGUGCUCAGAUGAAUACCCGGCUUUAGGUACUGGAAAUUAUUUGAAAUGCCACCCAAAAAAUCAAAUAUUGGCAGAACAACCAGACAUGUACGUAAAGUUCUGUACUAGAGUUGGAAUCGGGAAGAGUUUUCUGACCAGAGAUACAGUUAACGUCCUAGGAUGA
Ceratina calcarata is the source of this 342-nucleotide messenger RNA. RefSeq lists its product as uncharacterized. The record is from RefSeq and is a predicted model, not a curated record. Bases 22 to 342 code for a protein of 106 amino acids. The transcript has 3 exons. NCBI's taxonomy places the organism in Eukaryota, Metazoa, Arthropoda, Insecta, Hymenoptera, Apidae.